CCUGGAUGCGCCACUCCGUGAAAACCACACCAUUCCCUCAUGUUUCAGUGGGCCAUGUCCAGAUUUCUGUCGGAAUUGCUCCAGAAGUGCUCCAGCCCGGGCACUAUGUCAGUUUCGAACCUUCCAACAGGGCAUGCCUCGCACGCUGCGCAUGCGGGGCAAGCAUGGUCCGCCUCACCCGCCCAGGACUCACUUCCGUGCCCACGGACGGGUCUGACGAUUGGGGCAGGGGUGGGAGAGGAAGAAAACCAUGGUGCACGGAGUGAGAUGCAAGCAGCCAAUGGGUCGUAGAUAUGGCAGAUAUGCUUGAUUAUUUUUGCAUAACAUAUAAUAUACAGCCUUCGGUUUGGUUUUCCGCGAGUAUUUUUUGGGGGGUUUUCAUGUUUAAACACUCUUGGGGAUCCAGGUGGCUUUAGGGGGGACAUCGUUGUCACUAGUGAAUCCAGGAAAUUUGAUGGUAAUUUGUGUGAGGCAAAGGAAUGGAUGUUGGAUAUGUGGGGAUAACGGUAUUCAGCCCGGACUACAAGAUGUCUUUAUAUUUAUAUAUAUAGUCUCUUUAUUACUGCAUACCAAGUGGUUUCGCAGGUCCUUGUUGAUUGUUGUAGUGAAGCUGGCUGUAGUUCUGCAUUCCUUUAUUUUCCAUGGCCCUCGUUUUGGUCAAUACAUGGAUGAACCUUGACCUGGGUCAAAGCCAACAAUGGGCUAUGCCAUCCUUGACAGUUUCCGAAGAUAGCCCGUACACAUUGGAAUAUGGAAGGGGUGCCAAGCAAACUUCGGUGACCUUUGUUGUAGGGGUCGAGCAUCGCCAACCAAAGAAAGCAGUGCAGCUGAACGCUGCAACGUGCUUGAGGUACUCUAGCUUCGCCGGAGAGAAGGCUGGAUGGAGGGCCUCCCCUCCUCGCCCGUUUCGAGCUUCACGAUCGGGACCCAAACCUGAACAUGAUGAAACAUGGAGAGUAGGUCUUCUCAGGGGCAUGUGGCUGUCAGGCUGUGAGGUGAGGGGUUGUUGUGACGCUAUGACUUGUAGCGUAGCGCCCACCCAGUUGCCUGCGUUGGGCCAUGGGGAAUCAUUAGGCAGUGAAACGAUAUACUGCGAUUAAGCAGUUCAUUGGCAUGGAUCGCUUGUUCUAUUUACUUACCCCAUGAGGAGUGGAGACAGACACUGACUGAGCAGCUACGCAACUGCGGGGCCUUCAAAUGCGCAGUUGCAUCCAUGGGUCACUUGCUGAGCUGAGGAUUCCAAAGUGCAUCCAGACGAGAAGACCGAGAAGGAAGGCAAAGGAGGCAUGUCAGUAGAAGUAUCAUCAGCAGGAGAGGCACAUCGACCUGAUACGGCAUUUUCACCGUCCGUGGCGAAUGGCACCGCAAGCCCUCGCACCGUGGCGCAGGUCCCCACCCAGCUCGCGCACGGUCCGGUCGUCACUGGACCAGCGCCAGCGCCUGGAGCAGCUGAUGUGACCGCUGCCGGCCACGUGACCCUGACAGCAGCCCUCAAAGCUUUGGACGCGACGCAGGUGACCAAGGCGGUUGCAGGCCAGCCCCAAGACGCCGCAGAAGCUCCGCACGCCGGCGCGCCGGGUCCCGCAUCGCCGGGUCCCGCAUCGCCGGCGAAGACGGAGGCGGAGGCGGAUGAAAUGGAAAGCUCCAAGCAGAUCGAGGAACGUCCCGCACUCCUGCCCCAGCCAGUGCCGCCCGCCACGGCGCCGUCGGGCGGCGCCACGGCGCCCGCGUCGGUGCCCAACGGAGCAGUCUUCCAGAUCCCGCAGGCCGCGAGCGCCACCCAGCUCCACAGCCGCCCGGCGCGCCUCGUGACGGCCGCCGCGGCCGCGGCGGCGGCCGCCGCCGAACAGACGGCGCUGGACGUGAUGGGCGCCGCGGUGCGGGUGACGCCCGAGAAUCGGAGCGAGGAAAGCAGAUGGGCCACGUCCCGGAUGUCCAUUCGAUCCGGGCCGCUGAAAGGGAUAUCUUCUGAAGCCAGCUUGGUGGAAGCGCAGAACACGAAGCUUCAUCAGAUGCCCGUGAUGGGUGGUGGUCUAGCAGUGUCCACCCCGGUGGCGGCUCCGAUGGUUGCCGCCGCUGAGCCCACGACCACUGCAGCCACCACUGCCACCACUGCGGCGACCACCGUGGCAGCGACCACGGCGGCAGCCACCACGGCAGCAGCCACCACGGUGGCAGCAACUACGGAGGAGGAGCUGGAGACGACAGAAGAGGAGAGUGAAGAGAAAGAAGAGGAGGCUGAAGAGAAAGAAGAGACUGAAUCCGACGAAUCAGUGGGAAAAGCCGAGACUUCCUUUAUCGAGCAGCACUACUUGCUUCUGGUGGGCGCCGCGAUUGGGCUGGUGACGCUGGUGGUGAUAGGCGCCAUUUGCUGCUGCCGUAGAUGAUCGGUCCGGACCCUUUCUCCGGAGUUUCCCCGGCGAACAACAGCAGGGCUGGCGAGUUCGGUUUCACUGCAACCGUCCGAAAGAGGUUC
Molecule: messenger RNA, 2476 nt
Organism: Durusdinium trenchii
Lineage: Eukaryota; Dinophyceae; Suessiales; Symbiodiniaceae
Source: the annotation of a GenBank genome assembly